Messenger RNA from Amoebophrya sp. A25, 2053 nucleotides. NCBI's taxonomy places the organism in Eukaryota, Dinophyceae, Syndiniales, Amoebophryaceae. The record is from the annotation of a GenBank genome assembly.
ACAUCAUCCAAGCCUUCAACAACAAAACUGCGAUGACCAAGUUACGAACUUCAUAUACGACUUCUUUACAUUUCUAAAUAAUCUAAAUUCAUGACAACUGGACAUACUGUAAAGUGACUCCUGGAAAGUAAUCUAAACGUAAAAAAUUGGCGGAUAUGAAUUCUUCCUUCGUAUUAUACUAGGAAGUCACAGUCCAAUCCGAAUCGACUAACGUCAUCAUUAUAACAGCAGGUCACCUACUAGAUUUAGAUGCAGUAUCGGAUGCCUGUGUUUCUUUUCGUAGUUGCGUGAUCACCAAUUUCUCCUCCUAACGAUUGUCCUCGGUGGUCCGUGGGAGCGCAUUUUGGUGGCCCAGGGCCCGGCUCCGAUGAUCGUGGAUGUGUAUCUGAAGGUCUGUGAGUUGGAGGGCAAUCUUUUGGCGGUGAACAAGAUCGGCGGCCACAAGGCGUUGCACAACCUCAGUCGCUACGGGUAUAGUACGGAAGUCCGACAAACGGCCACCAUGUUGCUCACGAAGUUGGCGGUGCUCUUAUUCGAGAAAAACCAACCGGCGGCAACCAACGGCGCAGAGGGUGCUAGUGGACAAGCUGCGGGAGCACAGGUGACAGACGUUGUAGCACCAGAAUAUGACCGAUAGCACCACAAUAGAGACUUUACCAAAUAAACUAAAGAUCCAUCUCAAUCACAAUCUAAAAAGCACUUUUUCUUCUUUGUAACUGUCAGAGUUAGUAGACUCAGAGCAUAGGACGGAGUUUCCACACCUAAGCCUGUUAGUAGUUGACAAAAAUUCGAUGCAUCCAUUUGAGGCUUUUCUAAUUCGUUGCUAAGAAAGUACAAGCAUCAUCUUGUAAUAAGACACUCGUUGCUAAGACUAAGACUAAGACUAUUUUUUGUUUUGGUGAGCGUAGUUUACUAGAGGCAAGGUCGUUUUAAGAGAUCUAAAGACAAAGAUCGCAGUAAGCGAUAGGAGAGCUUAGUUUUGUAGUGUGCUUUUUCAUUUCGAGGAUCAUUCGUUUCUGGGACACUAUUGGAGUUAGAUUGUCACCAUUUGCUUAUGCAUAGAAAUGUACAGCUACAUCAACUUUUGGCUCUGGCUAAACUAAGGCUGAACAGAAAGCUACUUGGACGAAAGAUUCGAAGCAGAUAGAUACAGUCCUCAUCUACGAUGGAGAAAACAACAUCUAAAGAGACCUAGGGAGACACACCUCCUCAUUGAUGUAUUAAAAGAUGAUGUCCAAGUCCACCGUCCGUCUGUAUUAGUACGAGAGCAAUACUCAACAUAGAUUGAUGUGCUGUGAAUGUUUCCUAAAAGAAUCUUGCUAGUGCUGUGAAUGUUUCCUAUGGUGUAACGCGUGACUCGCAACGAUCCUUGUUUGAACACUGAAUAGUUUUCUAAAUCCUAAAUCUAAAUAAUCUAAAUACUUACUAUCAUCAAUUUACAUUUGUAGAUUUAGACUUCUUUGAUAGAACUCUACCGCUUCUACAGGGAAAACUUGCUAAAGAGUUUCGUAAAGGAGGAAAGAAUGAUGGAGUUCUUUCCCAAACAGGCAAGAUGAUCUCGUUAAGGUCUAACUUACUUUGCAGUUAGCGGAGCGCGAGCACACUUCCCGCGUCACGCGACGGCGCAGACUAUUUUUGUAGACUUCUGCAGACCGUGACGAAGUGAAGAUGGCACUGUACUUGUACGUCUUCGAAUCUAAAAGGAAGCAUGGAUUAAGCCGCACAGAGCUUGCGGUCACUUGCAGCCAAGGUAAACACGGCUUCCGGUCACUUGCAUCAUUGAUUACAACUUUCUACAUGAUCCAACUUUCUACUCCGUCCUUGUCGUUUCCCCUCCCUUCGUGUCAUGGAUACGGUGCAUUGAUACCCCCUCAUCGUCUACGAGACGAAAUGGUUCAUGUCAUGAAAAGGAGAGUUGAAUCAAUCUUCUAAAUUUUCUAAAUCUAGGCGAAGUUGACUUCUGAAAAUCUAAAAAAUCCAAAUCUGAUUUCUGGAGCAGGAGGGAAAGCUUGGAAUCGCGAAGAUCUAAAGAAUCUGAAUUAUCUAAAUGAAC